Cordyceps fumosorosea ARSEF 2679 is the source of this 270-nucleotide messenger RNA. RefSeq lists its product as hypothetical. Lineage: Eukaryota; Fungi; Ascomycota; Sordariomycetes; Hypocreales; Cordycipitaceae. The record is from RefSeq and is a predicted model, not a curated record. Bases 1 to 270 code for a protein of 89 amino acids. The transcript has a single exon.
AUGCCUUCCUCUGUCACGUCUUCGUCCCCCAAGUCCAGCAUCAAGUCCUGGUUCGCUCGCCAUUGCACGCCUGCCCCUGCCUGGCGCGGUCAGCAGACCUGCUGGUGCAAAGAUUGCUUCAACAAGCAGAUGGGGCUGCCUCCCAAGGCCCAAACCUCGGACUGGCCCUACAACCACCCUACCCGAAACAACAAUGGCUUUAGCUCUGAGACUGCCUCUCUGAACACCGAGACGGAAGCCGAAUGUGCUUCCGAGAAGCGCCUUCUUUAG